This is a messenger RNA of Phaeoacremonium minimum UCRPA7, 4860 nucleotides long. RefSeq names its product putative dna-directed rna polymerase i subunit rpa1 protein. NCBI's taxonomy places the organism in Eukaryota, Fungi, Ascomycota, Sordariomycetes, Togniniales, Togniniaceae. Gene Ontology annotation, biological process: DNA-templated transcription. Gene Ontology annotation, cellular component: RNA polymerase I complex. The coding region runs from base 1 to 4860 and encodes 1619 amino acids. The transcript has a single exon. The record is from RefSeq and is a predicted model, not a curated record. Gene Ontology annotation, molecular function: DNA-directed RNA polymerase activity; DNA binding.
AUGGACCAGGUGCUCCGUUUGCUACGGGCACAAUGCGCCAACUGCCACCGGUUCCGUCUGCGCCGACGAGAUCUACACCGUUAUGAAUGCCUCUUCCGACUCCUCCAGCAUGGACUUAUAGCGGAGGCACAGGCAAUUGAUGCUAUUGGAGAGAAUUACCACGGUCUUGCCUCGGAAGGCAUUCCGCAGGAUGUUGUGAAUGACUCGGAUGACGACGACAAUGGGGACGGUGUCAUUCGUGCCCGUGAUACUUAUGUGCGCAGGGCGCUCGCUCAGCUUAGACUCAACCUUGGGGAGGUCCGGAGAGGCAAGCACGAGGGCUCUUCAGAAAUGCGCAGCGCUCUUACUAGUGACUUCUUUAAAGAUAUUGUCAAGACCAGGCAGUGCGCAAGUUGUCGUGCCAUUGCACCAAAAUACAGGAAAGACAGGUUUGUCAAGAUCUUCGAGACGCCUCUCUCAUCAAAAGAACUUGCCAAAAAUACCGAAGCCGGAAUCAAACAACGUGACGCCAUCCUGGCUGGUCAAAAGUCGAAGACUAAGAGUAGGAGCGGAUAUGCCUCUGACGAAGGCAUUGCUGAUCUUGAGUCACUUCCGUCUGACGAGGAGCAAUCUAUAAAUGCCGAUGAAGGCGAAGGCGACGAGUUAGAUGAGCUUGGAAAUGUCGUCACAGGCGACUCGAAGCCAAAGUCCAAUGCUGCGGCACCUCCCCAUCGUUAUCUCACUCCAGUAGAGGUGAGAAGCCGGCUACGACUUUUAUUCAAGAAUGAACAAGAAUUGUUAUCUCUAGUCUACAGCAGAAAGCCUACCAGCAAAAAGAUGGGGCCGAUUACGCCAGACAUUUUCUUCCUGGACGCAAUUUUGGUCCCCCCCAACCGAUACCGACCGGAGGCUCGCACGGGUGAUGCCCAAGUUACAGAAGCCCAGCAGAACUCGCUGUAUAAACUAAUAUUGCGGAGUUCCACGAAGUUCAGCUCCAUCUUUGCAGACGUUCAGAACGGAAGAACGAAUGGAGGAAAUUUCAGGCAGAUGUCUUCACUCCACGAAGUCUGGACAGAGCUUCAAGACUGUGUGAAUUCUCUCAUCGACAAAACGAAGAAUCCCGUGCAAGGCGCUGCCUCAAAGCGGAACGAGGAUGGGAUCAAACAGAAGCUCGAGAAGAAGGAGGGUUUGUUCCGGAAGAACAUGAUGGGCAAACGAGUAAAUUACGCAGCACGGAGUGUGAUCUCGCCGGAUCCCAAUAUCGAAACCAAUGAGAUAGGCGUACCCCCUGUGUUCGCUCGAAAAUUGACUUAUCCGGAGCCAGUUACAAGCCACAACUUCAAAGACAUGCAACAAGCUGUGAUCAACGGUGUUGACAAAUGGCCUGGAGCUUCGGCUAUCGAAAACGAAAACGGUCAGAUCAUAAAUCUGAGGAACAAAUCCCUCGAGGAUCGUGUCUCUCUUGCCAACCAGCUUCUCGCCCCAACCAACAAUAACUUUAGUGGUAUGCGCAACAAAAAGGUUCACCGGCACCUGACAAAUGGUGACGUUGUCUUGAUGAAUCGUCAGCCAACCUUGCACAAGCCAUCCAUAAUGGGCCAUCGCGUUCGAGUUCUGCCCGGGGAAAAGACCAUCCGCAUGCAUUAUGCAAACUGCAAUACGUACAAUGCCGAUUUCGAUGGUGAUGAGAUGAACAUGCACUUUCCUCAAAACGAGAUUGCGCGAGCAGAGGCACUGCAGCUUGCAGAUACGGAUCACCAGUACAUCUCUGGGACUGCAGGAAAGCCUCUACGUGGUUUGAUUCAGGACCAUCUCUCUGUUUCGGUCGCUCUAUGUAAUAGAGACACGUUUUUUGACCGAGCUGCAUAUCAACAGUUGAUCUACAGUGCACUCCGUCCAGAGAGCGGCCACGUGCUUGGAGAGCGGCUCGAACUGGUACCGCCCGCCGUGCUCAAGCCGAUAGCCCGCUGGACAGGAAAACAAGUUAUCACGACUAUCCUCAAGAAUAUCAAGCCAUCCAAUUGCGGAGAGUUGUGGAUGAAUGGAAAGAGUUCGAUUCCUGCCGCUCGUUGGGGCCAGAAUUCGGAAGAAGGCACGGUCCUCUUCCGUGAUGGCGAGUUUAUCUCAGGCAUUUUAGACAAAGCGCAGCUAGGACCUAGCUCUGGUGGCUUUGUACAUUCCGUUCACGAGGUAUAUGGACCGGCUGUCGCCGGGAAGCUUUUAAGCAGUAUGGGCCGUCUGCUGACACGAUACUUGACUAUGCGAGCGUUCACUUGCGGCAUGGAUGACUUGAAGCUCACACGCGAUGGCGAGAUGUGGCGAAGGCAGAAGCUUGAGGCUGCUGGCCGCAUCGGUCUUCAAGUUGCAGCCAAAUACGUCACCCUCGAUGAGCAGAGGCCAAAGGAGAACGACCCAGAACUUCUUAGCCGGCUAGAAGAGGUCAUGAGAGACGACAAUAAGCAGGAAGGAUUGGACAUAUUAAUGAAUAACAGUUGUGCGGAGCUAUCGAGCCAGAUUACCAAAGCUUGUCUACCCGAUGGGCUCGAGAAACAAUUCCCGAAGAAUCAAAUGCAAUCGAUGACUACUUCAGGAGCCAAGGGUGGCCUCGUCAACGCGAACUUGAUUUCCUGUAAUCUUGGGCAGCAAGUUCUUGAAGGAAGACGGGUACCGGUGAUGGUCAGUGGCAAGACAUUGCCAAGCUUCCGACCCUUCGACACAAAUGUGCGAGCUGGAGGUUAUGUUGUCAAUCGAUUCUUGACAGGGAUCCGGCCGCAGGAGUAUUACUUCCAUCACAUGGCUGGCAGAGAAGGUCUGAUUGACACGGCUGUCAAAACCUCCCGAUCCGGAUACCUUCAAAGAUGCUUGAUCAAAGGCAUGGAGGGUCUUGAGAUUGCUUAUGACACAUCUGUGCGUGACUCCGAUGGUACCAUGGUGCAAUUUCUGUUUGGUGAGGAUGGUUUGGAUAUCACAAAGCAGAAGUAUCUCACUGACUUCGGCUUCUUGCUGCAAAACUUUGAGUCCCAGCUUGCACAGACGAGAUAUCAGGAUGCAGCUGCGUAUGGUCUGUUUGAACACAAGGAGGAUUUCAACAAGAAGAGCAAAAUCGCAGUCAAGAAGGCGAAAGCAAACAUCAUCAACACUGAUGAACCUGUAAACUGUCUUGCGAACCCCGUUAGGCAUGCAUUUGCUACCUCUGAGAAAUUUUACGGGGCAUUGAUGGAUUAUAUCAAAGAAAACAAGGACGGUAUCAUCAAGGAAAAGGGUGUCAACCAGCAGAUCGUACCUGGGAGGAUCUCACUUUCACGGAAGCACGUUGAAAAGGUCAUGGCUGCUAAAUAUAUGAGGUCGCUUGUGGAACCUGGCGAAGCUGUGGGCAUUGUUGCUGGCCAGUCCGUUGGGGAGCCAUCCACACAGAUGACACUGAACACAUUCCAUUUGGCUGGUCAUUCGGCCAAGAACGUCACCCUUGGUAUUCCUCGCCUGAGAGAGAUCCUUAUGACCGCAAGCGACAAGAUCUCAACACCUUCUAUGACAUUGAUUCUCAAUGAGGAGCUUGGAGAACAGGAGGGCCGUGAAUUUGCGAAGAGCAUCAGCGUCCUGCCCUUGUCGCAUGUUCUUGACAAAGCAGUAGUCCAAGAGCGAGUCGGCAAGGGCAUCGCCUAUCCGUUGGCGAAGAUUUACAAUGUUCGACUAGAUUUCUUCUCAUCUGAAGAGUACACCAGCGCAUAUUGCAUCACCAUCACGGAUGUACUGGACACUGUCGAAAAGAAACUCCUGCCAAACCUCCAGGGCUUAAUCACCCGAGAGAUCAAGAAGAAAAAGGGCUCUGACGUUAGCGCCGCCACUCCGGAGAUCGGUGUGAAGACCGGCGUCGUAGAAAUGGCACGGCCAAAUGCAGAAAGCAGCGGUCGAAACGGGGAUGAUGACGAUGACGACGAGGAAGGCGACGAUGAUGCCACAAACGCCAAGCAAAAAGCCAACAGGAGCGAGGCAGUGUCGUAUGGGCCAAAUGACGAGGAUGAUGACGCCAUUCAAACACGACUAGAGCGCGAGGCUUCACCAGCCGAGGACGAAGAACUAGAGGAUGAAGGCUUUGGAGGUAGUCCACCGCCGGAGGAAGCUAAUGACGAUGAAGCCUCGUCCGACGCCGAAAUGGAGGCUCUAAGCAAGUCCCGGGAGAGCCGAGUCAAGUCGAAAAAUACGCAUGUCUCCCAAUUCCAGUGCGAUAAUCUGUCUGGCGAGUGGUGUACUUUCACACUUGAAUUCGACGUCAGUAUCCCGAAGUUGCUCAUGUUGAACCUUGUGCAGGAGGCUGUGCGCAAAACACUUGUGCAUCAAGUGCCAGGCAUUGGCCAAUGCACAUUUGUCCCCGACGAGAAGAUGUUGGACACUCAGACUGGGCAGGAGGUGGAGAUGCCUGUUGUGCAUACAAAUGGUGUCAAUCUCCAAGCGAUGCAAAAUUACGGGGGUUUCAUCAAUCCGAACAGGAUAUCGACAAACGAUAUUGCUGCUGUCUUGACAAACUACGGGGUUGAGGCAUGUCGAAACAAUAUUAUUCGUGAGUUGAGCAACGUCUUCGGAUCGCACGGGAUCAGCGUAGACAACCGGCAUCUGAACUUGAUUGGCGACUACAUGACACGCAACGGCGGCUUUACGCCAUUCAACAGGAUGGGUCUCAAAGGAAACGUUAGCCCAUUCACCAAGAUGAGCUUCGAAACUACACUCGCAUUCCUCAAAGACGCACUUCUUGACGGCGACUGGGACAAUCUCGCAUCACCGAGCAGUCGGCUUGUUAUGGGUCGCCUAGGAAAGGUAGGAACCGGCGCUUUCAACGUCCUAACAAGAGUGCCGCAACAGCACUUUGACCCCUUGCGAGCGUAA